Messenger RNA from Drosophila hydei, 4740 nucleotides. RefSeq names its product heterogeneous nuclear ribonucleoprotein U. The record is from RefSeq and is a predicted model, not a curated record. Gene Ontology annotation, molecular function: protein binding. Bases 266 to 4231 code for a protein of 1321 amino acids. The transcript has 10 exons. NCBI's taxonomy places the organism in Eukaryota, Metazoa, Arthropoda, Insecta, Diptera, Drosophilidae.
UUCACAUCAACGCGUUCUCGGUAUAGGUUUUAGCCAUUAUUUAUUCGCAAUAAAUGCGAAUGCAAUUGCGAAAAUUAGUUUGAUUCGCUAUAUUUGCGAAGUAGCAACAACAUAAUUCAUUUUAUAACUAAUCGCGCUCAUAUUGCAUAGCUUUUACUUCGUCUAUAAUACGUUUUCAUUUUGCCUAAGUUGUGCGCGUGAGUGUGUGUGUAUAUAUUUUUGUGCGUGACGCGCUGCUGCCGCCAUUCAAGAUUGAAGCGAAAAAAUGGAUUUGGCGAAGCUGGAUAAGAUGAAAGUGGUGGACCUGCGUACCGAACUACAGACGCGUGGUCUUGAUACCAAAGGUGUAAAAGCAGUGCUCAUCGAGCGCUUGAGAGCACAUGUAGAAGGUUCUGCCGGCGGCGGCGAUGGAGAUGGCGCCCCACUUACACCAAGCCGUCGUCAACGUCGAACGCGAUCCAUGUCGCGGUCACCGUCGCCAGUUGCGACGGCUCCAGUUGCCACUGAACCAGAGUUAGAGACUCUGCCGGAGGAGGAACAACAUGGAGCAGAACCCGAAGUUGAAUCUGGUUCAGGAGCAGAAGUAGAGGAAGUCGAAGACGAUGAACAAGAAGAGGAACAAGAACCAGAAGAGCAAGCCACUAAGGCGGACGAGGAAGAAGUAACGGACACUGCUGUACCGUCAGCAACACAUGACGAAGAUGUGGCUAUGGCAGAUGAGCCCACUACUAUGGAGACAGUAAAUCAGGAAGAUUCCAACGACUGCCACAAACCAGCAGAGACAGAAGCGGAAACAGCAGAGAAUAAUGAUACUUCAGCUGAUGCUGAGGCUGAGGCUGAGGCAGAGGCAGAGGCUCAUGCCGAUGCUGAUAAAGUCGCUCACCAAUCCAAUGGAAACAAUGGUGAGAAAAUGGAAGUUGAUGACGAUGCUGGCACUGGCGCUGGCACCAAAACAGACAAAGAAGAUGACAAGGAGCAAGAGCUGGAGCAGGAAAAGUCAGGCGAACGGCGCAAACGAUCACACAGUAAAACACGCUCUCGCAGCAGCUCGCGCUCACCCAAACGUCGCAGUGGCGACAAGCGUGACUCCAAAUGUGGAGCAGCUGUUGAAGAGCAGCGCGCUGUAGUUGAGGAUGAACCCACCAUGGAGGAAAAUAAAGUGGGCCUCAGUUGGCUUGAUUCUGAUAUUCAUCUGGUCAUUGACUCUACCAAUUUCACAUCGGCAAAGCCACUGACCCCGGAAAUCUAUUCACUUAUUUGGUCUGGUGCACGCGCCAAUUACGGUGUGCGCGAUGGCAAGGUUUGCUUUGAGGUGCAACUCUCGGAGGAGACAGUGCCAGAGAAUGCUCAUCAUUUUCGCGAUGAACCACAUGUGCGAGGAUUUCGCGUGGGCUUCUCAACGCCGCAGUCAUCGUUGUUGCUGGGCGAAGCUGAACAUUCCUAUGGCUAUUGCGAAAGCGGUCGUAAGGCUAACAAUAGCGAGUUCAAAGAGUAUGGCAAACCAUAUCAGCUGGACGAUGUAAUUGGGUGCUACUUGGACCUGGAGAGUACGCCGUGCAACAUCAAAUACACGUUGAAUGGCGAAGAUCUUGGCAUUGCCCAUGAGUUUGAGAAGAGCGUUCUGGGCGAGGAUGGCGCACUUUUUCCACAUAUUGUCACCAAGGGCUACGAGUACACAGUGAACUUUGCUAAUGCCGAAGAGCUGCUUGUUAAUGCCGAGCGACCGACACGCAAGCGUCGCAAGCAGCGUGCCGAAUCGCAUAAAGAUGAUGACAAUGAUGGUGAGAAGUGGAAGGUGCUCGAUGAGGCAACGGCUGAUGACGAUGAGCCCGAGAAGAAGGACGAUGAAGCAAAGUCAGCUGCCACCGAGGAGGAUGGCGACGGCGACAAAGUGGCGGAGGCCAACACCGAUGCGACCAGUAAACCCGCUGAAGAGGAGCAGGCCAAAGAAGCUGUUGUUGAAGAAGAGCCCCAAUCGGAGCAACCGGAACAGGCUGAGGCUGCAGAGGCUGCAUCCCAGGAUCAAGCAAUGGAACCUGCUGAGGAAGCAGCAGAAACUCCAGCUGUUGUGCCCACUGAGUCAGCAGCUGUGACCAAUGGCGACAGUUUGCCUGAUGCUGAAGUUGCAGCCGAACCUGGAGCAUCAGCAAAAGAAUCCCCCAAAAACAAUGAAGCUUCAGCCAACGCUGUGGAGGACGAGGAAGAUGGCCCAUCGCCCAAUAAACGUACCAAAACUGAGUCGGAAACAGAAAAAUCAGCUGACAAGUCACAACCGGCUGAAGAAGAGUUCGAAGAUGUUGUGCCCAUACCACGCGAAACUGUCAGCCUGCUGCCGGACUAUGUGCUCUUGGCUUUGGUGCCCAUUGAGCAAUUGGUUGCCGGUCCUCAGCGUCCUGCCACGCGUAAAGAUUGCGAGGUCAUUCUGCUUGUUGGUCUGCCAGGUGCUGGCAAGACGCACUGGACACAAAAGCAUGUCGCAGAGAACGCCGAUAAGCGUUACGAGAUCAUUGGACCUGAUUCCAUAAUAGCCAAAAUGACGAUCGAUGGAGAAUCGCGCAAAACUGUGCACAAAGGUCGCUGGGAUAAGGUGUACGAGAUCUGUUUGAAUAGCCUCGGUGGCCUGGAAGAUAUUGCCAUGAAGCGACGUCGCAAUUUUAUACUCGAUCAGACGAAUGCGUAUGCCUCGGCCCAGCGACGUAAAAUGAAAGGUUUUAGCGACUUCAAGCGUAUUGCGGUUGUUUGCAUACCCGGCGAAGAUGAAUUGAAACGUCGCAUCGCCGAUAAAGAGGAAAAGGGAAAUGCUUUUACAGUUAAAGAAUCAACAAUAAAUAACUUACGAGCCAAUUUCACGCUGCCCUCGCUGGAGUUUGGCUGGUUUGACGACAUCAUCUACACGGAGCUGAACGGGGAUGAGGCCAAGGCCGAGGUCAAGAAAUACAAUGAGAAGGGCAAGAAGGCUAUCGAUGCGGACAGGUCGCGUGACAAGAGAUCGCGCGGCGGACGCGAUAAUUAUCGACGUGAUGACAGGCAUCGUAAUCGUCAUUUUGAUGAGCGACGUCGCGAUCAUGGUGGUCAGCGUCACGACAGUCGCUGGAGUGACUCGAGACGCGGUGGUGGCGGCGGCGGAGGAGGAGGAGGUAGCUACUCAAGCGGUGGCGGUGGCGGUGGCGGCAGUGGAGGAGGCGGUGGUAGUCGUGGCUAUGACAACCGCAAUCGCAAUUAUGGCAGCGGUGGCGGCGGAGGCGGUCAGCAAAACUGGAUGCAAAAUAAUCGCAGAAGCGGCUAUGAUGAUCGCGGCUAUGGCGGUGGUGGUGGCGGUGGCGGCGCUGGUGGAGGCAGUCGUGGCUAUGAUAAUCGCAAUCGCGGCUAUGGCGGCAGUGGUGGUGGAGGCGGCGGCGGUGGUGGCGGUGGCCAACAGAAUUGGAUGCAAAACAAUCGCAGAAGCGGCUAUGAUGAUCGCGGCUAUGGUGGAGGCGGCAGCUCGCGAGAUUAUCGCGAUCGAGAUCGUGGCGGCAAUGAUCGCAAUCGCUUGGGCAGCAAUGAUCGUAAUCGAGGCAGCAGCCAAAGCAGCUAUCGCUCCGGCGGUGGUAAUCAUCAACAACGGGAUUUUCGGCAUGGCCACCGCGACACCAAAGAAGAUAGUCGCGGUGGCUAUGAGCGGUCAGCUGCACAAGCGCUGCCCAAAUACGGCAAUAACUCGGCCCAAGUUGCCAGCUACGAUCAGUACAAGCAGCAGCAGCAUUCGAGCGGAGGUCAACAGUCCGGCUCCAAGUCCGCGCUAAGUGGCAAAUGGAGCACCUAUGCCCAGCACCAACAGCAGCAGCAACAGACGCAGCAUCAGCAACAUCAACAGGCCGGCGUCUGGCAGCAGCAACAGCCACAACAGCAACAACAAUACCAGCAGCAGCAACAGACGCAUCAGACCGCAGGCCCACAGCAACAACAACAACAACAAUACUGGAACUAUAACCAGAUGCAGGGUUAUGGCAACCAGCAGCAACAAUCAGCCUGGCAAGGCGCUGAUCAACAGCAACAACAACAGCAAUGGAUGUCCUGGUGGCAGCAGCAGCAGCAACAGGGCGCCGGCGGGGGAGCAGCGACCAAUAAUGCCGGUGGUAGUGCGGGUGGCACUACGGGCGCGGCUGGCAACAAUGAUGGCGGUGCCACCAAUCAUUAUUGGUCUCAAUAUUCAUACUCUACACAGUCCAAUGCGGGCGUCGACAAGAAAUAGAAGCAGCUAACAAAUCGGUGCACAUAUUUUUGCCGUCGCAAGGCCACAUUCAUUUAUAAACAAUACACACAAACACACACACUUAAACACACACACACAACAAGAAGGAAACCAACUUUAAAGUAUAGUUUUUAAACAUAAUACAAAUCAAUCAAAAAGCGAGCAUAAAUUUAGUGUAGCCAGUUUAUAAGCGUCUGGAAAGUCCAAACAAACAAACAAAAAAGUAACCUUAACAACAGUUUCUCUCACUAUAUAAACAACAACAAACUGUGUGAACGAUGAAAGAACUGUUGAUUUUUUAACAAACAACAAAAAAUCAUGUAUUUACUUGCUGCAUAAAUUUGUCAUUGCGACCUUUGGGAUGAAAGAGAAAAUGCAAACCAAUCUUACAUUUAUUGUGCAUUAUGUGAAAUGGUUUAUAUUAUAUUUUGUUUAUUUCUUCGCCAAUUAGCAUUCUCUUGUUUGUUUUUCCAAAACGAAAGCAAUAAAGAACGUUAAUUGAACUUCUU